AUGACAAUCAAUUCGUAUUAUCUUAAGGAAGAUUUUAUUCACUCUCUCAAAGAAAAAUUCCAGCUUCGUUGUGAAAAUGAACCGAAAAAGACCACCGAAAUUUCUUCCUUGGAUGAAAAUAAAUCUGGACAGUGUGAUCUCACUUCACAGUUCCUUCAUUCCUCUCCAUUUGUCCACUGUGUGUUACCAGAGUUGAUUCGAGAAGAUCAUUAUCUUGACAGACUCCAAGGAGAAUUGCAAGAACUCACCUUUAAUGAGAAGAAUAAUGACUUGUAUAAUUUUCAUCAGAGUUCAGACCUCAAACAUGCUUCAGGACGACAGAUUGCAGCUCUGAGAAAUCUUUUCUACAAAGAUAUUUUACAAUGGAUGAAGAAAGUAACUGGCAUUGAAUUGUCAGAAGAUGUGGACUUGUUUUGCUCAAUAUAUGAAUACACUGAUGUUUUAUUAUGCCAUGAUGAUGAACUGGAAAGAAGACGAAUUGCGUUUAUUUUGUAUCUUGUUCCUCCUUGGUUAUCAACUGAUGGUGGCUCAUUGGAUUUGUUUGGGACAAAUGAUUUUGGCCAACCUGUAAAAGUGGAGAAAUCCAUCUACCCAACUUGGAACCAGUUUACAUUCUUUGAAGUUUCACCAAAGUCUUUUCAUCAGGUGGCUGAAGUGUUGUCAAAAGAGAAAACUCGUCUUUCUGUCUCUGGCUGGUUCCAUGGACCCAACAUCCCCAGGCCACCAGUUCACCCACACAAUAAGGUGCCACUUUUACCAUGUCUUAUAUUGGAGACAGAUUUGCUUUACAAUUGGAUCAACACUUCUUACCUUGACUUGGAAGUUCAAGCAGAGAUCAGAGAGAAAUUUGAGUUGGAAUCUGAAAUACAACUUCAAGAUUUCUUGACGCUUCCAAAAUACAUGGAAGUGAAUGCAGCAUUCCAAAAUAGCCAACUAGAAUGGAUCCAGUCUGGCCCUGCCAACAGAAGAAAUAGCUAUCUUGCCAAUGAAGACACAUUCCCUGAUGUGAUCCGUGAGUGUUUGCGCCUGUUGCGAUCCGAGAUAAUGUUUCUGCUCCUCUCUAAUCUGACGGGAUUAAAACUUCACAGCGAAGCUGCCGUCAGUGAUGACGAAGAUGACAAAGAACAAAAACGUCCACAUCGAAAACUGACAGAAGUUAGGGAUGCCAAAAUGAACGCUGUUGGAUUUAAUGUAGAUUGUGAUUCUCCUGGGGAGCAAGCAAUGACGACUUUUGCCAGAAACCCUGCCGAGGUUGGGAACAGCAGUUCGACAGUGGAAAAUCUGCCAGCUUCCUUUUCCCCUGAAGCUGAAAAGAACUUGGUUCCAAAUGUGAAAGAAUUGCACCCAGCUACAGAUUCUACAAGCUGUGGAGAAAUUAAUCACAAGUCAGCAGACAAUGCUGAAUUGUCAGCCAAUGAAUCUUCAGUUGCAUCUACCAGUUCCAACUGCAAGGCUCGCUGCAGUUAUGAUGUGCGUCUCUGGAGGCACGGCUGUUAUACACUUUUGCAGGACACAGAUGCUGAAAUGGCAGACUAUGCCUUAGAUGCUCUCCUCUUUUUUGGAUGUGAAAAUUGGCAACCUGACUAUGGAGGCUAUGUAUCAUACAUUGUGAAAGGGGAAGAUGAAGAGCUUCUGACUGUCAGCCCAGCCCACAAUUCCUUGGCCCUUGUUUAUCGAGACAAGGAAACUCUGCGUUUUGUCAAGCACGUCAAUCACCAAAUCACCCAGAUGUCACAUCAAAAUUUUUUUGACAUUUCAUUCAUUUACUAUGAAUAA
This is a messenger RNA of Acanthosepion pharaonis, 1776 nucleotides long. The record is from the annotation of a GenBank genome assembly. Lineage: Eukaryota; Metazoa; Mollusca; Cephalopoda; Sepiida; Sepiidae.